This is a messenger RNA of Dictyostelium purpureum, 1746 nucleotides long. RefSeq lists its product as uncharacterized. The coding region runs from base 1 to 1746 and encodes 581 amino acids. The record is from RefSeq and is a predicted model, not a curated record. Gene Ontology annotation, molecular function: ATP hydrolysis activity; ATP binding. The transcript has 3 exons. Lineage: Eukaryota; Evosea; Eumycetozoa; Dictyosteliales; Dictyosteliaceae.
AUGACCAAUAUAACAAUUGAUAAUUAUCAAAUAAAAAGAGAUAAAGUUAAAUUAAAUAUAAAUAAAAAUGUUGGAGGAUUAAAUAACAUUGUGUCAUUUAUAGUGGAUAGAAUUUACGAUUUUUUUAAUAUCGAUAAUAAUAACUUCAAUGAUAUCAUUGAAAAUUGUAUAGAUAAUAGUAUCGACCAAUAUUACCCCAACACAUUAUUAAUAAAUGGUAGAUCAGGAAUUGGCAAAUCCAUUCUAAUUCACUCCAUACUAAAUAACCUAUCAACAACAUUAAAAUAUAAGAUUGUAAACUCUUCAAAUCUUUUUCAAAGAGAUGACGGCGAUACAGAGAAAUUAAUUGAUAGCUUAUUUACAACCUCAUCAACACAGUCUCCAUUUGUAUUAGUAUUUGAAGAGGUAGAUUCAAUUUCACAAAUUAGAAAUGAUACUUUAGGUUAUAUUGAACAAAGAGUUGUUUCAAAUUUUUUAACAUUAUUAGAAAGAAAUAGUAGAAAAAGAUCAGUAUUUGUUAUUGGUAUUACAUCAAGAAUAGAAUCUAUUGAUACCUCAUUUUUUUCAAUUGGUAAAUUUGAUACAGUAAUAAAUAUACCAAUACCAUCACCUAAAGAUAGAGAAACAAUUAUUUAUUUAUUAUUUAAAAAAUUCCCAAAUUUUAAAAAACAUAAAAAUCAUUACAAAAAAAUGGCAGAGUAUAUUGGUAAUUGUACACACGGUUUUGUUGGUUCAGAUAUAAAUAGUUUAUGUAAAGAAGCAAUAUUAUAUGCUAUCAAAAGACAAAGGGAAAAUAUAGAUGGUACAGAUAAUAAUAGUAAAGAUACAGAAAAUAGCAAUACAGAUAAUAUAGAUUUUAUAAUUAAAGAAGAGGAUUUUAAUAAAUCAUUUGAAAUUAUAAAGCCAUCAAUUUUAAAUCAAUAUAAAUUACCAGCAACAAUCGAAAAGAUAAAGUUUAGUGAUAUUGGGGGUUUAGACGAUAUUGUAGAAAAAAUCAAAUCAUCGAUUUUAACACCAAUUUUAAAUAGACAUAUAUUGGAUAAGUUAGGAAUUAAACCACCUUCUGGUAUUUUAUUAUAUGGUCCCCCAGGAAAUGGUAAAAGUUUAAUUGCACGUGCUAUCGCAUCAGCUUCCCCAAACAUCAAUUUCAUUUCAGUUCAAUCUACUGAUAUCAUCGAUCCAGUUGUUGGUGCUAGUGAAAAGAAUAUUUCAAAACUAUUUAAAACUCUUAGAGAGAGCUCCCCAUGUAUAUUAUUUCUCGACCAAAUCGAAGUAUUAGCAAAACUAAGAGGCUAUUCAGACUCAUCAGAUCAAUCAUCAGAUCGUUUGCUAUCAUGUCUACUAACAGAAAUUGAUGGAAUUUAUUCAAGUGGAGGUGGUGGCGAACAACUUCAGCAACAACAAUGCAUUAUCUUGGGUGCAACUACAAGAAUUGAUUUAUUGGAUCCUUCAGUACUAAGACCUGGUAGAUUUGAUUAUCAUAUACAUAUACCAAAUCCAGACUGUAAAGGAAGAAAGGAUAUACUUUAUAAAAUAACAAGAGAAAUGCCUUUGGACGAAUCUAUUGAUUUCGAUAAACUAUCAAAUAUUACUAUUGGAUUCAAUGGUGCAGAUUUAAACAAUUUAUGUAAAGAAACAGCUUUAUAUGCAUUAAGGAAUAAUAUAAACUCAAACAAAAUAAUAAUGACCGAUUUUUUAGAAACUUUAAAAUUAAUUAAACCCUCUACGCAAACUUUAUUAUUAUAA